AAUAUCUGGACCAAUAUACAAUGAAUCGAAAUUUUUUUAUCCAUCGAAUAUUUGUAUCGUUUCUGAGUUACGUUCUAGUGUUUAACCAUUUCGAAUAUUAUGUUACGUAUGCAAACAUGGAUUUCACAACUUGGUUACUCGAUACAAAUGGAAUUGUCGAAUCGGAGAGGAGUAAAUUAAGAUUUAAUGAUUGUGGUGGUCGAAGAUCUUUGAUUCAUAUACGAAAUAUGGGGGUAGUGCCGGAAGUUUUUAGGUUCCCACAAAAUGUUUCUGUAACAGCUACGUUAGAAAUACUUAAGGAUAUUGAAGAACCAAUUCAGACUGAAAUUACAAUGCGAAAAGAUAUUCCAUACAUGGGAUUUGUCGAACUUCCAUGUUUAAAAUCGUUUGGUUCGUGUGCGUAUGAUAAUAUAUGCGAAAUGUUGGUGUUAGGAAGAAAAAAUGCUAAUAAUGUACAGAAAAAUUCAACAAAUGCAUGCGCCUGGGUGAAAUCAUUUGGAAUACCAUGUUUUUGUCCUUUGCGGAAGGGUGUAUAUAAGGCAGAUAAAACAAAUUUACCCUUGGCUGGAUCUUUGUUACCACAAUGGGUAGAAACUGGAAAAUAUGAAGUUGAUUUAAGAAUAUUAAAAAAUCAUCGGUCACUUGGAUGUUUUACGCUUAGUUUUACGAUAUUAUAA
Chrysoperla carnea is the source of this 677-nucleotide messenger RNA. Its product is annotated as ganglioside GM2 activator-like. The record is from RefSeq and is a predicted model, not a curated record. Gene Ontology annotation, molecular function: lipid carrier activity; enzyme activator activity. Lineage: Eukaryota; Metazoa; Arthropoda; Insecta; Neuroptera; Chrysopidae. The transcript is spliced from 4 exons. Gene Ontology annotation, biological process: lipid transport; ganglioside catabolic process. Bases 21 to 677 code for a protein of 218 amino acids. Gene Ontology annotation, cellular component: cytoplasmic side of plasma membrane.